CACGACAUGACUGGAUCGAGAGCCACGGACCUUGGGGAUUGAUCUGGUUCGUAAUGGGAGGAAUGGUUGACCAAUUUCCUCUCUCGUCCAGUGCUGGCAGGCACAAUUGCGAACAAAUUUGGGACUCGGAAAAUGCAUGGUUGUCACCAUGUGCGCUGCCUUACGUGGUCAUCGCUCCCGCCAGCGUGAUUCUCUUCAUUGCAUGCCGCCAUCUAUUAGGCUCGAUCUUACGACGGUGGCAACCGCAAUGGUCUCUGCCGUUUAUUUCAGAGAAAGAUGAAUAUCAACGGUUUCCGCUGGAUGAUGUUAAACAAUCCCUCAGCUGGACUCUUGCGCUUCUCACGUUUACAGGCAUUGGCUUCUCUGCCGAGCUGGUCCAUUUCUUCCCUCCAAAUAUCAACUUUUCUGCUAUUACUCUCGUUGCAUCAUGGGCUACAGCAGCCGUGGUAAUCACGGUCAAACGACCGAGGUCGUGUUCAAUCCCCAUGCUGGUCUUUUUCAUUGCAUGCUUCAUGGUUGAGAUCAUAUUGGCCACGGCAUCCUUUGGAAAACCGCGACUCCAGGGGUUUGCUCGGUACACUGCCGCCUCUGCGGCUUUGAUGGCCUGUUUCACAAUUCUGCUGAUGCCAUUCCGGAAACCAUCACUUCCAGUGAUUGACAUCAGUGCCGUUGGUCAAACACCAUGCAGCGACUUUCGUAGUCCAGAGGAUAAUCUACGACUCUGGCAAUUCCUGACCGUAUCAUGGAUGUCACCCCUUAUUUCCCUCGGACGCCAGAGACAGCUCAAUGAGCCAGAUGUCUGGCUCCUGGGCUUCGAGUUCCAACACAGUCGCCUCCAUGAGAAGUUUCGUCGAAUCCGUGGAUCCGUCCUCCGCCGAGUAAUGCAAGCAAACGGACUUGAUGUCCUUAUUAUCUCUGUGAUUGCUGUGGUGCAAAUGAUUUGCACGUUCUCUACGCCUGUACUCCUACAGCAGCUCUUGCGGGCCAUGCAAGACCCAAUGAAACCGAAACGUGUGCCCCUGACUUAUGCUUUACUUGCGCUGGCGCUCCGUCUCGUAGCCGCACAGUCCCAAGUAUUGAAACUGUGGUAUGGAAGACGCUGUUAUGAGCGAUCCCGAGGUGAGAUGGUGAUGAUGGUUUAUGAAAAGGCACUCUCACGCAAAAACAUACUGGGUACGCACAUCGAGAACGGACAGAAGCAGCCGAGCGGAGAAGAGCCCAUCAAUGGCAACACGUCGAUCCCCGAAAUCGAUACUCUGCCCCCUACCAAGCCAGGUAUAUGGAGCCGAUUGUGCUCUUUGAAAGGUAAACCGCAGCCGAAUGAAGCCAAAGAGGCUGCCACACUGGGUAAAAUUUUCAAUCUUCUUCGGGGCGACGUCUACGAAGUGGCACAGCGAUUUUGGGAGAUUGAUGUGCUUAUCGACAAGCCCCUGGGCUUGAUCGUCGCCGUUGUCUUCGUAUGGACCCUCUUUGGACCAUCCUGUUUCUUGGGUAUACUGGCAGUUCUGGUUGCCCAAGGCUUAAACGCCGUCAUCACUCGAUUCCUCCUUCGACGAGAAAGACUCACACGAGCUGCCACGGAUGCUCGCUUGCAGAUCACAUCACAAUUUGUGGAAGCGAUUCGCCAUCUCAGGUGGUAUGGCUGGCAAGAUCACUGGCUUCACCGAGUUAUGGAAGCUCGUCAACAUGAGCUGAAUCGUCGAAUCGUCACCAAAUUAUACACCACCUCGAUCAAUUUCAUAAAUGCUUUUGCAAGCGGUGUCUUUCCAGUGGUUGCUCUAUACGCCUACACUAUGCUGGCUGGGCAUGAGUUACGUAUUGAUAUAAUCUUCCCUGCUUUGCAACUUUUCACCAUGCUAGAGACACGUUUGCGUGAAAUUCCCGGUCUGAUCACUGCACUGAUCAAUGCCUACAUUGCGCUCGGGCGUAUUGAGGACUUUAUGGCCGAACCGAAUAAGCAGCAAAUUGACGCCAAUCACCGUCCAGACGACGUACCUUUCCAACUUGAUUCAUGUUCGUUUGCAUGGCCCGGCAAGAUAUCCCCCGUACUGAGAGACAUCAGUGUUACCAUCCCGAGAGGUCUCACCGUUGUGAGUGGAAAGGUUGGAGCCGGAAAGACAGCUUUCCUGCAAGCUCUUCUCGGGGAACUUGAUCGACUAAGUGGCUCUUCCAGCCUUCCCAACGAAACGAUCGGAUACUGCGCACAGACGCCGUGGCUUCAGAGCAUGAGCAUUCGUGACAAUAUUCUCUUUUCCGCACCAUACGAGGACCAGCGUUACAAGCGGACUCUAGACGCUUGUGCUCUACUCCCAGAUCUGUCCCAGUUUAAGCAUGGCGACUUGACCUUUAUUGGAGAAAAUGGUGUUGGUCUCUCCGGAGGGCAGAAGGCACGAGUGGCUCUCGCCCGGGCGGUAUAUAGUGCUUCCCGUGUGCUGCUUUUGGACGACCCACUGUCAGCGUUGGAUCACAAUACGGCCGAGUUUGUGGUUCGCAAGUGCCUCUUAGGGCCGUUGAUGCAGAACCGCACCAUUGUAUUGGUGACACAUCGCACUGCACUGGUGCGCGAUAUCGCUGAUCAAAUUGUGGAAAUUGACCAAAGCCGUGCCAUUGUCCAUAGCAAGGCUGUCAUAUCAGCAUCUACCAAACGAGACAGGCCUGGUCCUUUGUCAAGCUUUACCGACUCUGGAACGGAGACUGAGGAAACCAACGCGGAGGAGGAAGCAACUGCAAUUCCUGAUAAAUUCAUUGAAGAAGAGCACCGCGCAGAAUGGGGCAUCAAAGCCCGUGUCUACUGGAACUACAUCAGAGCGGGCAAGUAUCGAUGGUGGGCUAUCCUGGUCUUGGUACUCGCAAUCUACCGGCUCAUGGCUGUUGGACAAUCAUGGUUCCUCAAGGAGUGGGGUGAAGCCUACAGUCAGGUAUCUCUGCCGCAAAGUGGCAUGUCAGUCUGGCAGGUUCGGUCCGUUGAUACCUCAUUGGUCUCAAUCUUAGGCGUGGAUGCAUAUUUUACUCCUCAAUCCCCGAUCGACCAGCUCCCGCCUCCGUCUGAGAAUGUUCGCCCUUGGUUAUGGGUGUUCUUCGGCAUCAUUUGCUUCCAGGCUACCGCACUUUUGGUCGCUCAGCUAUUGAUGCUGACAAUUGUUUCCUGCGCGGGUCGGUCGCUCUUUCGCGAAGUAAUGGUGCGGGUCAGCUAUGCCUCAUUCCGUUUCUUCGAUGUGACUCCCGUGGGCCGGUUGAUGAAUCGCCUGACCUCAGACAUUGGCGUGGUGGAUGGCAACAUCAGCGAACAGUUCCAAACUAUUGCAUUCCAUGCAAUUACAUGGAUUUCUUCGAUCCUUGUCAUUGCUACGGCGACCCCAGCCUUCCUCGUCUUCUCUUUGAUCCUCACGUUGGCCUUCGUGCUCAUAUUCUUGCGAUUCCUACCAACGUCGCAAAGCCUCCGGCGGCUUGAGAUGGUUUCCUUGACGCCGCUGUUGUCCAAUUUUGGAGAAUUGCUCCACGGUCUGACCACGGUGCGCGCAUUCCGCGCAGAAGAACGCUUUCAAAACCGUGUCAUCUCCGUGGUUGACAAGUUUCAGGGCAUGGAUCAUUUCUAUUGGUCAUUACAGGCGUGGCUUAUGUAUCGCUUCGAAAGUCUCUCCGCACUGUCAACCUUUUGCCUGACUGUUCUAGCCCUGUUUACAAACACCACACCUGGUCUGGUGGCCUUUGUGCUCAUCGCUGCUAACAAUUUCGUCGACUCUACACAUGCCCUGUGCCAGCAAUACGGUCAAUUGCAGAUGGACUUCGUGUCAGUUGAGCGUAUUGACGAGCUUCUACAUAUCGAAGAAGAACCAAAGGGCACGAUCGAUCCUCCAGCUGCAUGGCCAACGUAUGGAAGCGACGUCACCUUUGAAAACGUAACCCUUCGAUACGCGCUGCACCUUGAUCCGGCUCUGAAAGAUGUCUCUCUUCGCAUUCCCGGCGGGUCUACUACCGCUGUCCUCGGCCGCACGGGUAGUGGCAAGUCUACACUAGCCGUUUCCCUUCUUAGUGUCGUUCGGCCGGAAACCGGCCGCAUCAUGAUCGACGGUAUCAACAUUGCCGAUGUGAAUACUCAGGCCCUCCGCACUCGAGUCACGUUCGUCGCCCAGGACCCCGUUCUCUUCCCAGGUAGCGUCCGUCUGAACCUCGAUCCCACGGAAGAGUUCUCCAAUCGACAGUGCGCGGACGUCUUGGAGCGACUCUGUGGCCGGCAUGGAUGGAACUUGGACACUCAUAUUGAAGCAGGGGGUAAAAAUCUCAGUCAAGGGCAACGCCAACUGAUCGCUCUCACGCGUGCCGUUCUUCGACGCAGUCCCGUUGUCAUUCUCGAUGAAGCCACUGCCUCGAUUGAUCAUGAGACUUCUCUUGAGAUCCAGCAGAUCAUUCGAGAGGAGUUGCACUUGUCGACUGUCAUCACGAUUGCGCACCGGGUCGAGGCUGUGAAGGACGCGGAUUGCUUUGUGGAGCUUGACCAGGGGAGGGUUUCGCGAUAUGGCAGUGUUCGAGACAUGUAGUAAGUGGAUGCGAUAUGACAAGAAGUGCAGGCCAAGGAAAAGAAGAUACAGCAACGAACGACGUCCCUUCAAGUACAGCACGGGUAGAAAGCGGUUGACCCGAUAUCGGGAAUUAGAUUUAGAUCUCGAACAUAUUUUAUUCCCAUCUAUUGAAUCGUGUCUGCGGCGCGUAGUCCCUUCAUUCUAUCUCACCACGCUGGUUAUACACUAUGAAGGAAAUGCACGGUCAUGUAACGUCAAGGCAUUACCCAAGGAACGGUUUCUUGUACAGAUGGUCAAAUAAAGGGUAUCUAAAUAUUUACAGCUUGGCUUUGCCCUGAGCCUUUUUGAGGAUGGGCUCCAUCUUGGUAGCCUUCAUAAUGUUGCCCUUGAUCUUGAGCUUGCCGCCCAUGAACAGGCGCUGGGCGUUGGCCUUGCCGGCCACGAGGGAGGCGAAGUCUGCGUCGGAGAGAGUAAGGGUG
This is a messenger RNA of Penicillium brasilianum, 4999 nucleotides long. Lineage: Eukaryota; Fungi; Ascomycota; Eurotiomycetes; Eurotiales; Aspergillaceae. The record is from the annotation of a GenBank genome assembly.